Molecule: messenger RNA, 4142 nt
Organism: Polyodon spathula (Mississippi paddlefish)
Lineage: Eukaryota; Metazoa; Chordata; Actinopteri; Acipenseriformes; Polyodontidae
Exons: 20
Coding region: 148-3159 (1003 amino acids)
Molecular function (GO): zinc ion binding; DNA binding
Source: RefSeq, a predicted model, not a curated record
GUGUCGAGCGAGCUCGUGCUUCGACGGAGUUCUGCUCGUCGUUCUGUGAAUUCUAUUCUGGGGUUGCUGUGGUUACAGGCCUGGUGUGACCCCUCGAGCAGGUGUGUAUGUGUUACGAAAAGGUCUACGUGGACGUUGGCUGCUGAAAUGAGUGAACACCAGCUGGAACGCCCCUCGGAGAAUGGGCUGGUCGAGGGAGGGGAGGAGGCUGGACCAUUCGUGUCGGCAUCGGAGCAGCCUGGGCCAAUAGGAGCGGGGGAGGCUGAACCAACAGGAGCCGGGGAGGGGGAGCUGGGAGGGAGUGAGGAGUGGGAGAUAGAGCUGGUCCGAGCUGACGGGAAGGCGCACGGAAGUCCGGAGCGGGAGGAACUAAUAGGAGGAAGUCGCGAGGUAAACAGCGGCGCUGACCUCCUGCUGGGGGAGAACGAGAGCAACGGCGGGGAGAGCGAGAGGGGGAGCAGCGUGGCGUGGAGCGAGGUUAACUUCCCGGGGGAGAGCAAGAGGGAGCGCCGAAACAACUCGUUUGGAUGGACCCGUCGGAAGAAGGCACUGGUGGAGGAUGACUGGGAGGACUGGCCCAUACUGGGAUCCGGCUGGAAAAGGAAAGAGGUGUUCAGGAGGUCCGGAGCUUCCGUGGGGAAGACAGACACCUAUUAUCUGAGUCCGGACGGCACUCGGAUGCGCAGCAGGAUCGAGAUGGUGAAGCACAUCGGAGGGCAGCUGGACCUCACCCAGUUCGACUACAAGUCAGGGUGCUUUGUGGUGCCUGGGGGAACCCCGAAAAGGAAGAAGCGAGGAGGAGGAGGCUGGAGGAAGAAAAAGGAAAAGCUCUUGAUGGAAACGGACGACUUUACCCAAAAGUUGUCGACCCCUGAUGUGGUCUCCACCCCCGACUCCGUGCGGACCCCCGACACCGCGCGCACCCCGGACAGGAUCUGCACUCCCGUCAAGACCCCCCAGACCAAGCCCUCACCCUCCAAACUCUCGCCUCAACGCUUCUCUCUCCCCAAGGCCUCCCCCAUCAAGUUUUCCACCCCGCCGAAUGUCUCCCCCCACGCCCCACCUCCCUCCUCCUCGUCCUCCUCCUCGCACCCCGAUCCUUCCUCCUGGUCCUGCGCUAUGAAGAACGAGCCGCACACCCUGCCUUUCAUUCCAACAGAGCCGGUCAUCUUGGGCUGUGAGAAUUGCGGGAAACCUCUUUCCGGAAUGGAAUUCGGAAUAACCGGGCAGCUGUGCUCCAGCUGCAGUCCAGCUAUAAAGCCAGAAAGCCCUCAAAACAUCAUCUUCAGAAAGUGGCUGCCCUGUGGCCAGUGCGUGGCUUGUCACGUCACUGUGGACUGUGGAAUGUGUGCGAGCUGUCGGAAUGGGCUCCUGAACCCAGACUCGGCCAGGCCUGUCCGGUGUCGGAGAAGGAAGUGUCUCCGGCCCAUCCGAAAGAAAAAAACACUGAAAGCACAGAAGGGGAAGCAGACGAAGUCUGUGAAAGUAAAAAAAAACCUUCAGUCUGAUUAUUUGGGGGGAGUCAACAGGAUCAAGAGCGUGCAGAAAGUGACUCUGGAGGAGAGGCAGCAGGACCUGUGGGAGGAUGCAGAUUAUAUCGUGCCAUACAGCAAGAAGGAGAAGGAGGAACAGUACGGCGGUUUGAGUACGGGAACGAUGAGAGAGUUUCCCAUCCCACAAUACCUUGACCCGGAAGACUUCUCCUAUUUCUACGUGGAUAAUGAGGAUGACAAUGACGACCAGGACGGACCCAAGAAGCGAAGCCGGCGGUCGUGUGGGCAGUGCCAGGCCUGCCUCCGCACCACAGACUGCCGCACCUGUGACUUCUGCCAGGACAAGCCCAAAUUCGGGGGCCGGAACAAGAAGAGGCAGAAGUGUCGCCUUCGGCAGUGCCAAGUGGAGGCCAUGAGGCACCUGCUUCCCUUCCAGAGGGGUCAGACGAAGCACAUGGAAGACAUCGGCUGGCUCGGGCCGGGCAGGCAACGCCCCCAGUCUCCCAGGACCCCCAAACUGCGCAGGAGCAAGGCGGGGCGCCCCCGAAAGAAACCGUCCCCGGACUGGCCCUCGUGGGUGGCGUUUGAGUUCACCAACGAUGAUGACGAGGAGGAGGAAGAGGAGUACGAGCUACAGUAUGAGGAAGAGCUGGAACUGGAGGAAGAAGACAUUGAGCUGGACAGACGUGUACCCCCAGAGUUACAGGGGACCCCCAAAUUCCAUCAGGCUGACCCUUCGCCUCAGUUGCCCCAGUACCCCAGUUACCCUGGUUACCUCAACCACAAACCAGAGCCAGAGCAAUUGUACUUGAGCAGCUACCCCAUUGCAGUGCAGGGCUGCAUGAAGACCGAUUACGGAAAUGUUCAGGUCAUGAAAGUGAACGAGUUGUCAGGAGCCGAGCUGAGCGAAUGCUAUCCGUCCACUGAGGUCCAGGUUCUAUACGACCGGACGGGGGCCCCUGUCCUCUUCAAGCCACCGCCUCCCCCUCCCCCUCCCCCCGUGGUGCCCCAGGUGCUGUACAGCAAGGCCACGGCGCCCCCUUUCUGCAGGGAGGUGCAGCAGCAGCAGCAGGGAGAGCGGGAGGCGAUUGAGACCAUCGACCUGGAGGUAGAGGAGGAGGACGAAGAGGUGGUGAAGAUCGUUCAGGUCGACACAGGGGAUGACGACGUACUGGAGGUCACACCAGUGAUCACUGGUAUCUACAGCCUUGCCUCUGGUGAGGUGGCCCAGCCCCAAUCCCACGAGCUCAUCCUUUUCCUGGACCGGAUCAGACAGGUCCCCCUCCCGGCACACUGGGUGGGUCUGGCGCUGGACGGCCCGCGGAUCCAGCUGCUCCAGUGCUCCAAACUCUCCACCAUGUCCGACACCGUGGUCCAGAUCGAGCACGGGUUCUACUACCAGAUCACGGUGCAGGAGCAGCCCCUGCUGCUCUCGCACCCGCUGUACGAGCGACACCCGCCACGGCUCCGCUCCGUGGGAGACGUCAUCGGCCUUCUCGCCGACCUGGAGGGGUACAGCGUGUGCCUCGGGUACCCCAAUAACCUGCCCGGAGCCGAGGAGGAGGAGGGGGAGCCUGUGAUGUUCGUGAGAGCCGCCGCCUGCGACCUGCUGGUGCGGAGCGAGGAGAGGUGCGAUCGCUGCAGUGUGACCCCACUGGUUGUGUGAGACAGGAGGGGGAGACGCUGCUGAAAGACGGGAAGGAGGGCGCCAGGAUGGACAGGCAGAGACAGACUAACUUGUUUUUUAUUUAAGGCAUGCAAGUGUAGUGGGUGUGUUUAGUUGUUUUUUUCUUUUAGAACGGGGUUGCCCUCUGCUGGGGUGGUUUUUGUGCUAUUUAUUUUUUAAUUUCCAAAAAAAAAAAUGGUAAUCUCUUCAAACUCCCUGCGGAAGAAAAGGACAGUUAAAACACUCCUCUCUCCCGUGGAACAGGGGUUCGUUUUUUUCACCUCCUGAUAUCAAGCCUCCUGUGAAAGUACAUCAGCAACACUUGCGAUAGAGAAAGAGAGACCAAACCUGUCUGCUUCGACCCUUCACACACAGAAACUUCACUGGUGCUGAAUUAGAAACAUUUGUGGGAAUCACUGUAACUAAUAUCCACUGUCCGCUGACCAACACAGACCUAAGAAACUCGCUCGUUGAACCCUAGGCUCCAGGGUUGAAAGCAAAGACUGUCUGUCUGCUGCACCUAGCCCUGUGAACUGUCCAGCCUUUAGCGCCACCGGUACCCUGUCUGGUUGCAACAGGGUUUUUUUUGGGGGGGGGGUGUUGCUUCCAGUUUUUUCUGCACAAGAGAAAGAGUCUACCUCAAUGAAACUUGUUUUCUAUAGAAAUUCUUUCCGGCUUCUUUUUCCACUACAGAACUAUUGAAUGAAUGAAUGAAUGAAUGAAUGAUUGAAUUUCAGCUGCUUGUUUUAAGUAUAUCCUAAUGCAUUCUGAGAUCCAGACCAAACGGUAGAAGAGUGACUAUUAAUAAUUUGUGUGUGCUUUUUUUUUUUUUUUUUUUUUGUAUUUUAAUAUCGUAUUGAAUUUUGUCCUUCAGGAUCGUUGGCUCUGGGUUCAAAGGUUUUCAAAAUAUAUUUAUUUUUUUUAGACCCCUCUCAGUCACUGUGUGCAUAUUUUGAUUGUAGCAUGCUAAUGUUGCAAUCAGU